Fusarium mangiferae is the source of this 1122-nucleotide messenger RNA. RefSeq lists its product as uncharacterized. The record is from RefSeq and is a predicted model, not a curated record. The transcript has a single exon. Gene Ontology annotation, molecular function: zinc ion binding; DNA-binding transcription factor activity, RNA polymerase II-specific. The coding region runs from base 1 to 1122 and encodes 373 amino acids. Gene Ontology annotation, biological process: regulation of DNA-templated transcription. Lineage: Eukaryota; Fungi; Ascomycota; Sordariomycetes; Hypocreales; Nectriaceae.
AUGGCACCUUCAAGAUCAAGAUAUUCCACCCCUCGAGUCAAAGCUUGUCAACAUUGUAUAACCGCCAAAGCAAAAUGUGACCGCAAAGAAACCUGUGGACGUUGUGCCUUGCGGAGUCUAACAUGCAGCUAUCCUGGGAGAUCUCGAGAGCCGACCGUAGACUCGCAGCCGGACGCGGAGACCUGGGGAAACCAUGACACUCUGGACUCUGAACAGUCCUCACAAACAGACACUCCCCUUCACUUUGAUACACUGGACCUUGUGUGUCCGAUCAACAGCGACGACAUCAAGAACCGAUGGCUCAACUCGUAUGUUCCUCUGCCUGGACAGUCGCCCAAGAACUACAGUCAAAGUGUCAUCAAUUUUGUCUAUCGAAUGCUCAAGUCGUAUGCCUCAACAGUGAUUCGAGGUCGUCUGCCACCAUUCAUCCAUCCUAUGCAGCAAUCCUUGGUGCCGCUCUCGACCUGUCUUACUCUGGUCCGAAUAUGCGACCCUCUACCUGGCAACGUGAGUAUCGCCGCAGAUAUCCUACAGCGGGAAAUGACUAGACUCUACGAAGAGCGAGGAACAUAUGAAGGUGUCAAUCUUCUUGGAGUGUUUCAAGCAUACCUCAUCUAUUCCAUGGUUCUGUUCUUUCACCUGGGGCCUUCAAUGCCAUUUCUUCGUCAGGCAAUGAUCAACCUGCAGGAAAUUGCAUGCGCAACCUCUCGAGAAGGGCUUGUAUGUGCGGCAGAACAACGAGGCGCCCUACCGAAAUGGGAAUCAUGGAUCAUGGCAGAGGCCAAGAGACGAACGCUGUACACCAUGUACUUUCUUGACAAUGUGUUGUCGGCUCAUGAUGGUCUCACCACGUAUCUGGGAACUGAGUUGAGGGGGCUCUAUUCGCCAUCGAGCAAGUAUCUGUGGCAAGCGGAUCGGAAUGGAUGGGAACAAAGCUACAACUCUCACCUGGCCGAAUGGGGAAGUGAACCCUUUCGACUGGAUGAAUUGUGGCCAUUUCCAGAUGGAAUGGGCGACGAAGAAAUAAAACGCCAACGACGGAGGGUAGAUCGAUGGUUGGAAGAUGUUGAUGAAUUUGGGACAAUGCUAUAUGCAGCCUCAAGCUGUACUCAUGGAGAGUAG